Messenger RNA from Pezoporus occidentalis (night parrot), 937 nucleotides. It is a transcript of the gene NAPA, whose product is annotated as NSF attachment protein alpha. Bases 13 to 900 code for a protein of 295 amino acids. Gene Ontology annotation, molecular function: soluble NSF attachment protein activity; syntaxin binding. The record is from RefSeq and is a predicted model, not a curated record. Gene Ontology annotation, cellular component: vacuolar membrane; synaptobrevin 2-SNAP-25-syntaxin-1a complex; terminal bouton. The transcript is spliced from 11 exons. Lineage: Eukaryota; Metazoa; Chordata; Aves; Psittaciformes; Psittacidae. Gene Ontology annotation, biological process: intracellular protein transport; regulation of synaptic vesicle priming; synaptic transmission, glutamatergic.
AGAGGCGCCAAGAUGGCGCAGGCCGGGAAGGAGCAGGAAGCGCUGCAGCUCCUGGCCGAGGCCGACCGGAAGCUCCGCGGGUCCCGCUCGUUCCUGGCGGGGCUCUUCGGGGGCAAUUCCCGGAUCGAGGAAGCCUGCGACACCUAUUCCCGCGCCGCCAACAUGUUCAAGAUGGCCAAGAACUGGAGCGCCGCCGGGAAUGCCUUCUGCCAAGCGGCCCAGCUCCACCUGCAGCUGCAGAGCAAGCACGACGCCGCCACCAGCUUCGUGGAUGCUGGGAAUGCCUUCAAGAAGGCGGAUCCGCAGGAGGCCAUCAACUGCUUGCUGCGCGCCAUUGAGAUCUACACGGACAUGGGCCGCUUCACCAUCGCCGCCAAGCACCACGUCUCCAUCGCCGAGCUCUACGAGACGGAGCUGGUGGAGGUCGAGAAAGCCAUCGCCCACUACGAGCAGGCGGCCGAUUACUACCGGGGCGAGGAAUCCAACAGCUCGGCCAACAAGUGCCUGCUGAAGGUGGCCACGUACGCGGCGCAGCUGGAGCAGUACCCGCGCGCCCUCGACAUCUACGAGCAGGUGGCGGCCGCAGCCAUGGACUCGCCGCUGCUCAAGUACAGCGCCAAGGAGCACUUCUUCAGGGCCGCCCUCUGCCACUUCUGCAUCGACGCCCUCAACGCCAAGCUGGCCAUGCAGAAGUACGAAGAGAUGUUCCCAGCUUUCUCCGACUCCCGGGAAUGCAAACUCCUCAAGAAGCUCCUGGAAGCCCACGAGGAGCAGAACGUGGAUGGAUACACGGACGCGGUGAAGGAAUACGACUCCAUCUCCCGCCUGGACCAGUGGCUCACCACCAUGCUGCUCCGCAUCAAGAAGACCAUCCAAGGCGAAGAGGAGGAUCUGCGCUAGGACCAUUCCUAGUAUUCCCAAUGGCAUUCCCAACUCC